UCGCUGCUCCCGGAGUAGUUGGUGCCAGUGAAGUGCGGGCGGCGAUGCGAGCGAAAGUUGCGCUCGGCGCGGCGCUGGGGGCCUGAAGCGGCUCCGCGCUCCGCCCGCCAGGCCGCCCCCAGCCCCAGCUCGCGCCGCAGGCUCCGCCGCGCCCGCCGCACUCCCCCCUGGCCCGGCGCCCCCUCCUCCGGAGCCGCGGGUCCCCGCCACUUUCGCGCGGCUCAGGCCCCCCGCCGAUGCCGGCCAUGGUAGAGAAGGGCCCCGAGGUCUCAGGGAAGCGCAGGGGGAGGAACAACGCGGCCAGCGCCGCCGCCUCGGCCACCGCCGCCUCGGCCGCCUCCGCCUCGGCCGCCUCGGCCGCCGCCGCCGCCUCCGCCUCGGCCGCCGCCGCCUCGGCCGCCGCCCCCAGUAAUGGGCAGAAUAAAAGUUUGGCGGCGGCCAACGGCGGCAGCACCUCCUGGGAGGAAGGUAGCUCGGGCGCGUCCAGCGACGAGGAGCACGGUGGCGGCGGCAUGCGGGUCGGACCCCAGUACCAGGCGGUGGUGCCCGACUUCGACCCCGCCAAACUAGCAAGACGCAGUCAAGAGCGGGACAGUCUUGGCAUGCUGGUCUGGUCACCUAAUCAGAAUCUUUCAGAAGCAAAACUGGAUGAGUACAUUGCCAUCGCUAAGGAGAAGCAUGGUUACAACAUGGAACAGGCUCUCGGGAUGCUUUUUUGGCACAAGCACAACAUCGAAAAAUCACUGGCUGAUUUGCCCAACUUUACCCCCUUCCCAGAUGAGUGGACUGUGGAAGAUAAGGUUUUAUUUGAACAAGCUUUUAGUUUUCACGGGAAGACUUUUCAUAGAAUCCAACAAAUGCUUCCUGAUAAAUCUAUAGCAAGUCUGGUGAAAUUUUACUACUCUUGGAAGAAGACGAGGACCAAGACCAGUGUGAUGGAUCGCCAUGCUCGGAAGCAGAAACGGGAGCGGGAGGAAAGUGAGGAUGAACUGGAAGAAACAAAUGGAAAUAACCCCAUUGACAUUGAGAUUGAUCAAAACAAGGAAAGCAAAAAGGAGGUGCCCCCUACCGAAACAGUUCCUCAGAUCAAAAAAGAAAAGCAUAGUGCACAAGCUAAGAAUAGAGCCAAAAGGAAGCCCCCAAAAGGAAUGUUUCUUUCUCAAGAAGAUGUGGAGGCCGUUUCUGCCAAUGCCACCGCUGCCACCACGGUGCUGAGACAACUAGACAUGGAGCUGGUCUCGAUCAAACGACAGAUCCAGAAUAUUAAACAGACGAACAGUGCUCUCAAAGAAAAGCUUGAUGGUGGAAUAGAACCGUACCGACUUCCAGAGGUCAUUCAGAAAUGUAACGCACGUUGGACCACAGAAGAGCAGCUUCUCGCCGUACAAGCCAUCAGAAAAUAUGGCCGAGAUUUUCAGGCAAUCUCAGAUGUGAUUGGGAACAAGUCAGUGGUACAAGUGAAAAACUUUUUUGUAAAUUAUCGACGCCGCUUCAACAUAGAUGAAGUUUUACAAGAAUGGGAGGCAGAACAUGGGAAAGAAGAGACCAAUGGACCCAGUAACCAGAAACCUGUAAAGUCCCCAGAUAAUUCGAUCAAGAUGCCUGAAGAGGAAGACGAGACUGCUUCUGUUCUUGACGUCAGAUAUGCAUCUGCUUCAUGAGAGACCCUGGCAGCUCUGAGCACUUGGUGUGGGCGACCAUGUCACCCAGGAUAUCAGGUAUCACAAGGCCUCCCCUAGCCGUCUGCAUCACGUCUCUGUGGACAAGCAGCUGUUACCAAAAAUGGCAUAUACACUGCAGUCCUGUGCUCCAUCUGCCUUAAGUCUUCGCUCAUUCCCCACGUUGGCGCCGCCUCCCAGAGAGCUCCAGCGCAGCGCUCACCCUGCCUAGUGCUGGGGGCUCUCGUGGCCUGCUCGCCCCCCUGACUCCGGGGCCCACCUCCCCAGUUGGAGCUCCUGAGCCCCACCGAUGGCAGCUCUCCACGUCAGCAGCUUCAGAACAGGUAGCCGACUCAGAGGGCACGACUCUGUUCCUGCAUGGCCUGCCAUUUCUACUUUGUGCAUAAUGUAAUUUUCAGAGUGACUGUGACCCUGUUGGCCUUCUAGGAAGUUUCUCUUGUUCUUUUCUGAGGCACCCACCUAAGUGAUAUCAUGCUCCUUUGGAAAUCACGAUAAAUUGGCAGACUGCAUUAUAACCUUUAUCGUGCCAAACAUCCUGAUACAACUCACAUUUCCCUAAACAUAGGGCAUAAUUAUGGUUUAUAAAUUCGCUUGGCUUAAGCCUCCCUCCUCCUCUUCCAAGUGGUAGAAAGUUCAGACACAGCAGCUAUCCUGGGACACUGUAGCUUAAUGGGAACGUGGCCCUCAACACUUGCCUUCUGCUUUCGGCGUUGUGGCCCCAGGAUGGGUGCCACCUUAGCUUUUCCUGGCGGCCCGCAGCCCCCACUCCGGCCAUCACCAACCAACUCCAAGAGGUCUGGUCCAUGCCACUGUACUGGUGCUUGUACAUUUGGAAUUGGUGCCUUCUCCUUUUGGCAACCAUGUUAUCAAUCCUCUUUCUGUUUUAGUGUCUUAUUUCUUCUGCAAAGUUUAUUGCUUGCCAAAGAUGACAUCGCUGAGAUGAGGAGCUGGGAGAACUGGCUGCGGGUUUUGACAGGGCAGGUUCUGACUGUCGGGUUAGCUGAUGAAGGGUGUUAGGACAGCCGGUGACGGGUCUGUAAGAGCUUCAUGUGGCCAGUUCCCGCCCUGUUGCUGUGCGGCCUUUUACGUGUCCUUCCACUCAUCCCGUGUGUCCCAUGUGAGUUGAAGGCGAUCACACCGCACCCCCUCCCCCCAGUGCUACAGGGCCAGGUGGGGGUCGGUGCUGGUUCUGUGAGACCAGGCUGAAAGGGAACAGUCUGCAGGGCAUUAGGGGAAGCCGUGGUUGGACUGCAAACAAGUUAACGUUUUGAAUCAAUGUCCUGAGACGCUUUUAUUCUCUUGCCCAGCCACGGACCUGCUGAGGGGCUGAGGGCAGAUGGACUGUCAGACUGCACUCUGAUGUAACCUGUUCCCCGUGCCAUGGUCAGUCCAGCCCGCACUAGACAUGUGGAGGAAGAUUUUGGGUUGUUUUUUGCAUCAUUUAAAUAUUUUUCCUGCUUUCGAUACCAAAAAGAAAAAAAUACUGAUGCUUUAAGGCAAAACAGAAUUCGUGAGAAUUUAAAAUAUGCAAUUAGAAUUUGAUGUGUUUGGCUCCCAAGCACCUUGCUUUUUUUUUCUUUUUAAGUUGGCUCAUUUUCUCUUUAGGAAGAGUUUCAGUUAGAAACCUAGAUUGUUUGGAAUUGUGCUGCUUUUUUUAGUAUCUGGAGGAAGGACCUUCAGAUGGGGAGUGAACAGGGACUUCCCUGACUUUCACCGUUCCGUCCCCACCCUAGGUGUGUGUGGGUCAAGUAAGAGCAUGUGAAGAGCAUCAGAGGGUCAGAGGUCACAGCUCACUGUUCCUGCCUGGACAGGGAUAGCAAAAUAACACUAGUAACCAUGUAGGGUUUGUUCUUGUUUUAAUCAUAAGCCUGCCAUGCGAAAAUGGCAGGAAAAACAUGGGGAGGAGGUGGCAUGAGUUUUGCACAUCACUUAAAGGGGACACUAGACAGAAACUGAAGCUUUUAGGGUCUCCUUGCUCUUUCUCAAGACCACCUUCCUCUUCACAGAGGCAGUAGGCAGUUUGCAGCAGGAGGUUCUCGCUGUGUCUGCAGGUAUGCUCCUCUCUUCACGCCCAGGCUGGUUCCUCAAGAAGGGACCCCUUCUGGCAGCUGGGAAGUGUGCUGCUCUUUGUGCAAAGCAUGGCAGGCACCUGGCAGCACCAGGCCUGUGAGUGCUGUGCUGUCCCCUUACUCAGCCAGUCCUGGAGAAGCGCCUUGCUGGCACACUUGGAUUCGGCUUUCUCUGCAGGCGAAGGGGUGCAUGGUUGUCAUUUCCCAGAAGGAAAGGAUAGUGUCUGCCUGCAGGCCUUUGCUGUGGUUUCAUGUGUAAGACUGUUCUAAACUGCUUCAUUACACUGUCUUUUCAAUGAUGUUGUAAAUGCAAGAAAUCAUGGAGCUUUAAAAGCUGAGUGGUUUGGUCUUAUUUAUGUGAAGACCCUUUUUAACAUAUCAAGACUGUGGUGUAUCAGCAGGUCUGCUUGGAUGUGAGGGUCCACAGUGACAACUGCUUCGGAUGCAAUGUUCACGUAAGCUUUGUCUUCUUAAAAAUUAUCAAUGUGAAUGUCAUAAUUAUAUAUAUAUAUUUUUUGGAAAAUUUCACCUGAGUAUAAGUUAUUGUGCAAAAUAUAGUACCAUUGAAGCAAAUGAUAGUUUAACUUUUAGUUUAGAAAUCCUAAAAGAUAUAAAUUGUACUGCAGAUGCAUUAAAAGUCUCUUCUAUUUAAUUUUAUGUAGGUGUGUAAAGUGUUAGGUAAAAUUUUUGUCACUUAUCCAUUUAAACACCUUGUUACUUGAAUAUUGUGUUGACUGGUCUGAAACAGUGGUCGAUUCUGUAAUACAGCUCUUCUACCCAGGAAGUAACGUGCCUGAGUGGUGCCGAUUAGGUUCAUAGUGGUACACAAUCAGGUGCUGGUGUCAGGAGCCAGAAAUGAGUGUAACACACCCACUGCGUUGGCUAGGUAUAUCUGUGCCACCAAGACACCACUUCCUCAAAAUGGUUUUUGGUAGUUUUUAACCUAUAAGACACUUCGAUAGCAUAGACCUCUAAUCAAAAAAUGAAGAUGAAAAAGUGGUCAACUUGUAAAAGCUUACUGUGGUGGACUAAUUAAGCAGUUGUUUUCUGUGUAUAUGAAGUUUCCUCAAAUACCACACACCACUAUUUAAGUGUGCUCAUUGUCACUUUAAAUUUCAGCUCCGCCCUAUUUUUGUCUUUCUAAAUAUCAGAUGUACUAUUGGUAUAAUCGCAUACCAAAAAUAAGCCGAACAGUGCAUUACACUAACUGGACCCCUGCUUGUGUGAGCAAAGGAGAGCCUCAUUUCUCUCGUCUGGCCUGUUUCUGAAUCUAGUGACCCAGAUUCAAGCUUUUACUAGCAAGUGAAACUUCUCCUCAAGUUGACUAGAGGUAUUUAGCUCAUCUGCAUCCUGGUGAUCUUGUGCAAUGCUCAGACACAGAUCCUCUUUUGGCCACUCCCCCGAUCACUGCAGCUCUUCUUAAUUAGAGUGAAGCACAAUUGCAGCAGCGUUAGAGCUCGGAAGAAGGAAGGUCGGUGUAGGCUAUGCAUGCUGUGUGAGACGGGUGUUUACAGCCACCUUCUCCUGAAACGGCUUCAUACGGAGCAGAUCGUAUCCCAUCAGGUAGACCCAUCCACUUUGCUAAGUGCUUUUUAGAUUGCUUCAAGUUUUUCAAGAUUUUAAAAGAUGUAUAAGGUUAAGUUUGCAAAUAUAAUGGAAAUGCUGUAUAUCUUUUGAAGUGAUAAAAUCCAUGUUGAAAUUUUAAAGAAAAUAAUGUUGUAAUAAUGCUGUUGUAAGUAAUAUUUUAAUGUCUCUUCUGCCUGUUUUCUACUUCAGCACAUUCAUUUGGUGAAUGUUCAUAGCAUUAUAAUUGCUCAGCCACUGACUGAGAACAUUUGUUAGCGGACAUUGGAAAUUUUAUUUGUGAAAUUCUGCAGAAUUCAUUUUUCUAUUUCCAAUAUUUGCUCAAGUUAAAUAAAAAUUGUCAAGCCAUUGAUGUAAUAAAAUAUGAAACACAAGACAGUUUUCUGCCCCCCAGCAGAGCAGUAGCCCACCCUAAUACAAAGUGGGUGCUCCCCUGCCUUUUGUGUUGGACCUCAAGGUCCUGAACGGAUCGGUUCCCCAGAGCCCCACCCUGGGGAAGUACAGCCCCAGAUGCCUUUUGAUUUUAGCCUUUAGCUCUGCCUGAACUGCUUUCUUAUGUAUGAUCAUUUGGUUGGGGUCAGAUUGAGGUGCAUAAGUUUGGGAAGUUUGCCAUUGCUGAGGGCUUAAAUGUAAAGGUCCACUGGGGUGAAUGCUUUUUCCCAGUAGUGGUUUUUCUCUUUUCAGCAUAUCCAGUCUUUGGCACCUGAAAGCUGGCCUCUGACAGCCCCGGACGGGGCAGUGAGGAGGCAAGCCCACUGCCUUUGUUGCUGUGGUCAGCCCCCCAGGGUAGCCUGGAGGGCGCUCCCAGCAUCCACUGGCCCUCUGUGGCCCUUCCUUGACAGCCGGAAUAUAGGUAUGGUUAGAUAACUGCUGUGAAAGCCUGACUGCAGAUCCAGCAUUGCCUCGGACAACAUGUAAGACAGGCUGAUGGCGUCCCUCCGCGUAUCUGACUUCACACUGUGUACAAGCGGGGUUCACAUAAUGCUUCUCAGAACUCCUGUCCAGGACAGAAGACAGGACGGUGCUGUGGUCGCUGUUCUCAGCGCUGCAGGGCCUGCAGGGAGGAAGAGGUACAGUCUCCUUGGAUGGGACACAUGGGCAACACCUAGGAGAGGAGGGCCGAGCUGAGAGAGCCUGGUAUGCGGCUUGCAGAGGCGACUCGUGCAGAACAGGAAGGAGCCAGAGCCGAGGCCCGACCCCUGCCAGUCAGUGGGGGAGGAAGGGAAGCCAGAGAGCAUGCCGGGGAGCCACGGAGACGAGGGGCGUCCCGGCUAGGGGGGUGCCCACUGUCAGUGUUGCUUGACUGUCUGGGCGUGGCCUUUGUUGGCUCAGAGGAAUAAGGAGCGAGAAGGAACAGAGGUAUUAAGGGAGAGGCUCUCCGACUGCCGCGCGCACACAGGCCUGGCUCCCAUCAGGAGUGUGGGAGCCAUGUCGGGGGCCCCACGUCAAGGGCGCGGGUGGAGUGCAGGUCCAGGCUUCUUCCUGCCAGCCGGAAGGAAGGAACACCUGUGGACAGGUGUUUACAGGUCACCUGUUGUGCCCCAUCUCCAUCCUCUGGGCCCUUGCUACAGCCCUGGCUUCAGGCAGGUAUCCCUGGCGGCAUCUCAUGUGGGCAGCAGGGGUUGUUCAGGCCCCAGGGCUGCCCUGGGCACCACGGGCGCUGGGCAUCCUCUCUGUGGAGGCAGCUCUGCAGGGCUUCUCACAGCCCACAUGGUACCCAACUAAAAAAUGCACCCCAUCUCACUUUUCCUCACCCCACCCUGUGCUGGGAUCACAUUCAAAAUCACACUGUUUACCCACAGACCCUCACCGUAGGCUGUGCUUUCUGGUGGAAUCCAGGCCAGGACCACACAGGUGAGAACUUCUCUCCCCACCAGGCCUGCCAUAGCCCUGGUAACUUCUGUUGAGGGGACAGGUCUUGGGCGCACUUACCGACCCAGACUGGCAGAAGGCUGCGGCACUGCCACGAGACUAUCCAGUGAACGCGUGAGCUGAGAGGAGGCGCCCCCUGCUCCCGGGUGCCGCUCCUGCCUCUGCGGCCGCCGCUGCUGUGCCUCUGGGCACUGCGUGCCAUGCUGGGUGCUGCUUCUCGGAAGGAAGAGAUGGGGCGCUCUGCCUGGGGGAAUCCCUUUACUUCUCAGCAGAUCAAGACCAUGCUUGUUCUUGGCGGCAGCUGCUUUGUGCUUGGAGCCUAGACAAGGGCACAGGUGCCCCAGCUCACUCUCUGGUCCUGGGCUGGAUGGAACUGCCCCCCAGGGCAGUCACUUGGGUCCUCAUUCCCACUCACCCAAGAAGCAUGAGCCCAGUCAUGGGCCUGGAAGUGCACUGGUCUCUUCCCACCAGCUGUCCUCCCUGGACUGGGGCUGUCAGCGCCUUUGCCCAGUGCUGGAGCUCAGCUCCACGUGCUCCCCCCCUCCCCUUCAGACCUCCCCUGGGAUAUACACGUUUCCAGCCACCAAAAGGGAGACCCUGGCAUCACCUGGCUGGGCCCCGGCCUCCUCCCCUCUCCCUCACCCGCUCCCUGCACCCACCACCCACCAUCUGGCCCUUCCCGCUGAAAGUGCAGCUUCUGCCAUCUGGGAAAACACAGCCUUCCUUCUGACUUAAGCCAAGUAGGGCCUGCUUCAGGGAUGCUGUGCGGCCAUGCCUCCCUCCAUGCCCUGUCCCUGGGACAGCCACGCUGCCUCUCUCUGAGGUCCUGCGCAGCGUGCCGCCCCCACCAUCAGCAGAGGCUGCUCUCGGGGCUCCUUCCACUUACACCCUUGCACCACACUACAGAGCAAGGGUGUCACGUGUUCGUUCAUUCCCCUAAAUGGGCACCAGUGAACACACUUGGUACUGAAGACACAGGCUGAAACAUAGUCCCUGUUGCCGUCCUGUGGCCCACAGGCAGCUGGAGUUGUCCGUUCCCUCCUGUUCUUCCAGGGAGAAGGAUCCCAUGUGUGCAUGCUCACUUGCACGUGUACAAAGAAUCGUUUUUCCGUACAAUUCACAUACUCUGUACCUGGCUGCGUGCCUGGCUUUUUUUUACCCUACUUCUGCAUCACCACGUGUGUGUGAGCUGCUCCUUCCCUAGGUCCUGGCUCCGUGCUAGCACUCCAGUUAUGGCUGACAACUUGUUCCAACCGCUGUCAACUGAUGGUCACUGAAUUGUUACUUAUAAUAUCAGCAGACUGGAAAUUUUGCCUGCAUGCACAUGUAGUUCUAGAAUAAAUAUCAGGGAUUGGAA
This is a messenger RNA of Manis pentadactyla (Chinese pangolin), 8561 nucleotides long. RefSeq names its product REST corepressor 1 (gene RCOR1). Lineage: Eukaryota; Metazoa; Chordata; Mammalia; Pholidota; Manidae. The transcript is spliced from 12 exons. The record is from RefSeq and is a predicted model, not a curated record. Gene Ontology annotation, biological process: regulation of transcription by RNA polymerase II; negative regulation of DNA-templated transcription. Gene Ontology annotation, molecular function: transcription corepressor activity. The coding region runs from base 237 to 1661 and encodes 474 amino acids. Gene Ontology annotation, cellular component: histone deacetylase complex; transcription regulator complex.